Messenger RNA from Lachnellula hyalina, 1026 nucleotides. It is a transcript of the gene NUS1, whose product is annotated as Dehydrodolichyl diphosphate synthase complex subunit. Gene Ontology annotation, cellular component: endoplasmic reticulum membrane; dehydrodolichyl diphosphate synthase complex. NCBI's taxonomy places the organism in Eukaryota, Fungi, Ascomycota, Leotiomycetes, Helotiales, Lachnaceae. Bases 1 to 1026 code for a protein of 341 amino acids. The transcript is spliced from 3 exons. Gene Ontology annotation, molecular function: ditrans,polycis-polyprenyl diphosphate synthase [(2E,6E)-farnesyl diphosphate specific] activity. The record is from RefSeq and is a predicted model, not a curated record.
AUGUCCGUCGCAAGUCGAGAAAGGGAUAUUUACAGGCGUGAUGCAAAAGUCGACCACAAUCUGCUAACCCCAGCUGAACGAGAACGACUUCUUGAGCCAUAUCUACCGACCCCACCUACUAGAUCUGCUUCUAAACGCGGCAGAAAAGAUGGAAUCCCGAGUAUCCGUAUAGACCAACCCAAAAGUUCGAGACUCGGUGUCCGAAAGUUCCUCAAAACCCAAUUACAUGUCCUCCUUUACGUUAUUGUGCAUGCGGUUUUCUCAGUUUAUAUACGGUUUCGACAGGCCUAUCAUGCGGUAAAGGAUAGGAUAUUCGCUAUUCUGUAUUAUCACCACAGGACGCCGGAGCUUAUACAGAAGGAUGUCAAAGGCCUGAGCAGGUUACCACAGCAUUUGAGUGUAAUAUUGAAGCUUGAAGAUGGGGGAAGGGGAGGCGCUGGGCUAGAGGCGCUGGUGGAUGAAGUUGCGGAGAUUGCGGCUUGGUGUGCUUGUGUGGGCAUUCCUAUGCUGUCGGUAUACGAGCAAUCUGGAAUACUCAAAGGAUACCUUCCAGCAACACAUAGGGCCAUAGCACGAAAACUCUCUUCAUACUUCGGACCCCAACACCCAGCAUUAUCAUUGCGAGCUCCUCACGUACCGUCUAUGGAAUCUCCCUCGAGCCCUCCUACGAGCGAUGCCCCCGGAGCCUCGUCCAAAACCCUAUCUAUCCUCCUUCUUUCCUCAGAGGAUGGCCGAGACUCAUUGGUUGAUUUGACCAAAACCCUCGCUGAAAUGUCACAAAGGUCCAAGCUCUCCUCCAAAGACAUCAGCCCCGACCUAAUCGACGCUGAACUCUCGGAAAGCGUAAUGGGCGAGCCCGAACUUCUAAUACUUUUCAGCCCAUCCGUCGAGCUCUCAGGCUAUCCGCCCUGGCAAGUCCGACUCACAGAAAUCUAUCACGUGCAAGAUAACCAAGGAGUUGGGUAUCAGGUGUUCUUGCGGGCGUUGUACAAUUUUGCGAAUGCACAGAUGCGGUAUGGGAGGUAA